AUGGCACCUCACCACCUCCAUUUACGACCCGUACGAACGGCAUCGCUGAAUCGGCAUGCUCCCUCGCCCACUAGCGCUCCGACGAGCGCUCCUAGAGAACUUUGCGCAACGACUUCUUCCAGCGCGAUAUCAUCAACACACGCGAUAUCAGGACGACUUCAUAAGCGCGGAGGCAGUAGCAACUCGAACAGUUCCUUACCAAGCCCUAUCCGGUCGCACUCACCCGAUAUCUCGUCCCUGCCUUCCGGCGUUGGACAAGACGAAGGCCGCCGUAGCCUCGACCUUGCCGUGCACUCCGCCCGCAAGCUGCGCCCCUACCUGCGCAGGCUCCACACUCGCGACGAUGUCUCUCUCGACCUCUCGGUGCCCGCGCCGGACCUGGACAGCCCGUCAGGGCUGGGCAUACACGAAUUCCGUGCUCCGCCACGAUCUGCCACCGACGUUACGUUCGCCGCGGCCGCUGCCAGACACCGCCACGUCCACAACCGCUCGACCAGUGGCAACUCGGAUUUGUCCAACUCUAGCGGGCGCCGACAGCCUACACAGCCUACCUUCCUGCGAAACACGCCGCGCCAGUUCAGCGACCUCAGCGAGCAUUCUCAACCACCCUCCAUCUACGACGAAGACUGCAUUGCCGAAGCUGGCGACAUCAUGUCCGACGACGAAUACCUCUACCGCCAACACGCCUACGACCCUCGUCGCCGGUCCGGUUCCAUGUCCUCGACGCCCAAUGCGCCUGCGCCGCUCCACUCGGCGUCAACCGGUUCCGUCAGUCGCCUUGGAAGCCGGUCACAGACCAGUCUCUCGAACCUGUAUGACCCUGCUCGGCAAAGACGGGACACGAUGAGGUCAGAGACGGCGACUUCGCCCAGUUCGCGUACAUCUCUUGAUAGAGCAAUUGGCUUCGUACGCGGACGCGAAUCACCCGUGGACCCCGCAUCGCGCGCCGCAUCAAUCCGCGCGUUGCGCGCCGAAUUCCAGGCAAAGGAAGAGGCCAAGGAACGCAAGGCGGAGAAGGAAGCGGCGAAGCGGCGGGAUCGCGAGGAGCGGAAGCGUGCCAAGCUGGAAGAGCGGCACCCCGGAAAGCCGGAAAUGGAAGAGAUCAACGAGAAGGCCGACUCCACCGUCGACGCUGGAGAGUACUCGUCAGCUCCUUCGAGUAAUGCAACAGCACACAACAGCGGCCUGCCGCCCUACGUCCUCCAAAGCAGCGCACCGAAGCCGCAGAGGAGCAACACAGCGGCCAAACGACCUCGGCCCCGGGUGAAGAGCCGGUGGGCAACAUUCGUUGCGUGGUUCCGCACGCGGCUGCUCCGGCUGAAGUGCAUAUGA
Lasiodiplodia theobromae is the source of this 1332-nucleotide messenger RNA. RefSeq lists its product as uncharacterized. Lineage: Eukaryota; Fungi; Ascomycota; Dothideomycetes; Botryosphaeriales; Botryosphaeriaceae. The transcript has a single exon. The record is from RefSeq and is a predicted model, not a curated record. The coding region runs from base 1 to 1332 and encodes 443 amino acids.